Clunio marinus is the source of this 348-nucleotide messenger RNA. NCBI's taxonomy places the organism in Eukaryota, Metazoa, Arthropoda, Insecta, Diptera, Chironomidae. The record is from the annotation of a GenBank genome assembly.
AUAAUAACAUGUUUUUGUAGCUUAAAAUAUUUUUCUUGUUCCAUUCAGAAUAAAAUGGCUAAAAUUCAUUCAUCAUUUCAUCAUUUUAUUUUCACUCUCUUCAGAAGACGUUUUAGAACGAAGGCGAAGGAAAAUUAUGCAUUAAUGAAACCACAAAAUGAACAUUCAAAAGAGCGAAUGCCUGUAAGAAAGCUGAACAACAAACCUCGUAAUCAUCGUGAUUAUCAUGUUUCGCGAAAAAUAAAACCAAAUCGCAUCAGUUUGAGGAACUUCCGAAGUAGAAAAGGCAUUAAAAUCUCAGACAUCACAUUCCCUCCUCAAACGUCAAACGCCUUGCUAGCUCGCUAG